UCCUCACUGCGCAUGCGUCAGUCGCCCGGCUGCCCGGCCCUCGCAAACAAACAGCUUCAGUGACUUUCAGUCAGCUCACGAGCUCAACCAGCUGGAACAUGAAGAACCUUCAUUUCAAGGAUUUCUUUUGGAACUCUGACCUGACCUGCACCGGUGGCUAUGAUGCCAUCAUCCAGUAUCUCAAUGAAGGCAAGAGGACGUGCAAGGAGGUGGAGGAUUUCAUGAAGGCCAGAGCAUCCAUUGAAGAGAAGUACGCCAAAGAUCUCCUUGGUUUGUCCAAGAAGGUGUGUGGAUACAACGAGAUGAACACAUUGAAACGAUCCCUGGACAUGUUCAAGCUACAGACGGAACAUGUCAGCCUGUCGCACUUACAGCUGGCGCAGAGCAUGAGGGAGGAGGCCAAGAAACUGGAAGACUUCAGAGAGAAACAAAGAGACGCGAGGAAGAAGAUGGAGCAACAGAUGGAUGCUCUGCACAAACAGAAGUCUGCACAGUUCAAGAAGACAAUGGAUUCGAAGAAGACGUACGAGCAGAAGUGCCGAGAUAAAGAGGAAGCAGAUCAGAACGUGAACAGAAACACCAACAACCCCAAGCACAUGGAGAAGCUCUACUCCAAGGCACAGCAAGCGAAACAGAAUGCAGAAGAAGCAGACAGGUUGUACCUUCAGAACGUGUCCACGGUGGGAAAGGUUCGAGAUGAAUGGCUGAAGGCUCACGUCAGAGCCUGCGAGAUGUUUGAGAAACAGGCGAUGGAGCGCAUUAACUUUCUGAGAAACACCGUGUGGACUCACCUCAACCAGCUCUCGCAGCAGUGCGUGACCAGCGAUGAGCUGUAUGAGGAAGUGAGGAAGUCCUUCGAACAGUGUGAUGUCCAGGAAGAUAUUGGACACUUUGUAAACCUGAGGCGGACCAACGACAAGCCACCAGCUCCAGUUGUGUACGAGAACUUCUACAGCGGUCUGCGGCCUCCAGCCGGAGCUCCACCCGCUCGACUGCCUCCACCCAUCACCAGGAGGGGGCCGUUACCUGAUCCCACACACAACAAUGAUACGAUCUACUCGACCGUGCAGGACGCAGGCUACAGUCUGAUCCAGUACUAACACACACCUGCUGUUCACGCUGCAGCGGUGUGACGGACGCGGGGUUGUGUGGCAUUAAUACAUUUAUUUUAUUGUUCUUGUGUUUUAAAAAUCAAAACAGGCUAAAAUAAAGUGUUUUGAUAUAAAAUGUGAUGAUAAUCGUAAAACAGUGGCAUCAAGGUUAAGUGCUGUGUAACUGUCCAGAUAUAGAGUGUAUGUAUUGUGUUUAUAUUAUAUAUUGCAAAGCUCUUCUGUGUAACUGCAUCUUAAUUUAUCUCCAGUCUUGUAUUUAUUUUUAUCAAACUGAAUAGAAAUUCACAAGAUAAGAUCGCCUGUCGUCUGCUUACUUCGUUUUCAUUUCCUCUUUGAUGUGAGACCAGCGUGACACACACACACACACACUCUCUCUCUCUCCGUGUCCAUAUAGAUUACUACAGACCCUGUUUUUCUUAUUUCUUUCCAUGAAAGUCCUGUUCUUUGUCAUCUAACCUGCAAACACUUUGGCAGUCUGACAGUCAGUCACUAAAAUAGAUGCAACAUGCAAUGUUUUCUGAAUACUUGAGGGUCGUUGGAAUGUUUUCUUUUGUAUGUUUACGGUGACUAGAUUUGAAACUGCAGGAGUAGAGACGGAAGAUUAAAUGUCAUUUCACCGUGAAACUGACCUGGUGUUGGUUCUGUAUGAAUAAAGUAACAAAGCACUUCAA
This is a messenger RNA of Cottoperca gobio, 1783 nucleotides long. RefSeq names its product proline-serine-threonine phosphatase interacting protein 2 (gene pstpip2). Lineage: Eukaryota; Metazoa; Chordata; Actinopteri; Perciformes; Bovichtidae. The transcript has 14 exons. Gene Ontology annotation, molecular function: actin filament binding. Gene Ontology annotation, cellular component: actin filament; cytoplasm; plasma membrane. The coding region runs from base 99 to 1100 and encodes 333 amino acids. Gene Ontology annotation, biological process: actin filament polymerization. The record is from RefSeq and is a predicted model, not a curated record.